GGGAAUCAGGUGGCCAUGUCAACGCACGUUGACGACGGCACUCUUGUUGGGCCGAGGGAGAACGCUAAGAAGGCACUAGACGAGCUCGGGACAAACCUCAUUCUGACGAUGUCCGAGCUGGUGGUUGGAGGUCCUGAGAUCAAGCAUAUUGGGCGUGGCUGGCUCCGCGCCCCCGGAUGCAGGCAAGCGCGGACGUGGCCUGCCAUUGCGAAGCGACUCAUCGACUCGGGCCCCUACGACAGGAGAACGAGCCCACUGCUAGGAAUCAAGGGCGAGAAGAAG
Molecule: messenger RNA, 282 nt
Organism: Prorocentrum cordatum
Lineage: Eukaryota; Dinophyceae; Prorocentrales; Prorocentraceae
Source: the annotation of a GenBank genome assembly